Molecule: messenger RNA, 624 nt
Organism: Nematocida homosporus
Lineage: Eukaryota; Fungi; Microsporidia
Product: transcription initiation factor TFIIH subunit 3
Exons: 1
Coding region: 1-624 (207 amino acids)
Source: RefSeq, a predicted model, not a curated record
AUGCUUCUAGUUCUCGUUCUAGCUGGUGGUUUUCCAGCUACACCCCAAGUUAUAAGCGAUCUGCUUGUUUUCCUAUCUGUUUAUGCUAAUACUAGUGAAAGUAGUAAGUUACAAGUGGUACAAGGUUGUAAAGUUAUUUAUGACUCUUCAUCUGAUUUCGAAGAAACAUUGAGUAGUAAGAUCGAAAGAGGGUUUGCAGCUGAAGAAGGAAGUAUUGCUAAUGAUUUUGGGUACUCAUUGCUUUUGGCGCAUCGAGCGGGUUCGGGUCGGAUUCUUCUAUUUGCUUCGGGCGGUUCGCCACAGAACUUCAUUAAGUGUGCCUUUACUGCUAGGAAGUGGGGUAUUGCCGUUGAUUGUGUGACUCCGGCAUCUGGGUUUGUUUCAGAAAUGGCUGGAGUCUUAAGAGGUCGGUGUUUUUCGCUGGAAGCAGGAGGAUCUCUAUUUGGAUUCCUGCUAGGGUUGUUAGGUCUUGAUUUUGGUGAUUAUGUUGAAGAUAGUGGUACUCGUGUUUGUAGCUGUCAUGGGAAUGAAAUCAAGGUUGGGUUUUUGUGUCCUAUCUGCUUGGGGCUUUACUGUAAAUUUGUGCCUCUCUGUCGUCACUGUAAGACUAAGUUUGUCUUUUGA